Molecule: messenger RNA, 1098 nt
Organism: Plenodomus lingam JN3
Lineage: Eukaryota; Fungi; Ascomycota; Dothideomycetes; Pleosporales; Leptosphaeriaceae
Source: RefSeq, a predicted model, not a curated record
AUGCCACCAAGCCCGAUGAGCUCCGAGUUCCCAGCGCAAGCAUUUCCACGCCCUGCUCAACUUGAAGCCUUUUUAGAACGUGAAGACCCAGAUGGUCCAGACCGGGCCAAGAGUAUAUGGUCUCAGAAGAACGUUGACACGAUAUCGCGACUGAUCAAAGACGGUCGAAUCCGUCCUGCAGGGCUGGCAGUAGUUGAAGCUGCGAAAGUAGAUUGGAGAUGGGACCGUGCCUAUGCAGGGCCUGGAAUGAUUACGGUGCCCAAAGAUCUCACUAUCGCGCUUGCCGAAAUGCCCCCCGCAAAGGCGUCGUGGGAUCAUUUGAACAAGAGCGAGAGGAUCAGUCCACUGACUGAAGGUGUACUGGCAGACACAAUCUGUUAUUUUGACGCCCAAACUGGACAACAUACAACAUGGAUAAUGACGGUCCCAUACGGCUUUGGACAUGAAACAAGAUCUACAAGAUACAUGCGCGCGUACGCCGUCGACGUCAACCUUUGUGGUUGCUCAGCUCUCCUGCGAUUCAAGGAACAGUGGCUCACAAGCUCAAAAAUCUCCAGGGGGGGGGGGGGGGGGGGCAGGGACAGGGAGCCCAAGGAGAGCGGACAACAGGAUAUGUACCACGUCGAGUCUGACGGCAGAUCGCUUUCCCAUCGGCGUAAUAAAUUUCGCAAGACCAGACUGGAUGUGAUGAGGUGGUACUAUGUAUGUCAGUCGUUCUACGGUAGGAACAUGGUAUAUCCGACGGGCGCUGGGUUGGCGGCAGGUGAUGCGGAAUGGGGAAAUGGCAGCAGUACAGUGAUCGACAGAGAGCACGGGAAAAGAAUCCAUGAAAGCAUCGUACCUUGUACUUCUUGUACACAUGUCACAUCGACGUGGGCUCUCUCAGGGGGCGCUGCACAGGUUAUCGGUAAGAGCGUGUGGAGGCACGUGCACAUCGGGCCGCCGGAAGCUUGGAAGAACAUUGAAAAGGAAGGGAAGGUCUGGAGUCGCGACACGGCGAAUUCCACUACACAUUGGUAUUACACAUGGCUCGACGAUGCGCGCAAGUUGCGCCGUGCUGCUCUUGUGUGGCGCUGGCCCAUGAUUUGCUCCAGGUGA